AUGGUUGCACGAUUGACUAGAGACAUAGUUGAAACAUAUCAAGUAUGCAACCCAAGCUUUAAAUAUUUUGAAGCUUUAAAUCCGAAGCGGUACCUUACAUCCCCACAUACUGGAGUGUCGAAUGACGGCCAUGACAAUGAGAAAUCAGAUCUAAUUCUGAGCGUUAAUCUUGUGUUGGUCGCACCAUAUCAAAGGUAUGGUUCUGUGCCAUUUCCCCCCUCUUUUAGGUGUUUUCCGCGUGUUGAGAAUAUGUUCAGUGAAACAAGACGGUUACAUGUUUGACAUCGAAAUUAUUAUCAUAGUUACUGCAAAUUACUUCAAAAUUAUUGCUUCAACUGAACUUUGUGCUCCUACAAAUUGACUUCCUAGUUAGAAACCAAAUAUGGUCAGGGCGGGUAUUAUAUUUGCAUUUAAUCAAAAAAGGUGACAAGAGAGAAGCCAAAUAGUCUUGUACCUCUUCUUCACGUGAUCAUGAAGAAAGUGAAGAAAACUGCUAUUUCCGACACCUGAAAGGGUUGAUAUUUGUGAUCAUUUGCAAAGUAAUUAGUCUUGUUAGCAACUUUGGAGGUUUAGUUGGUGAAAUAGAUAGAGGCUUUUUAAUUUGGUAAAAGGUCAAAUGAUAUGUCUAUAAGCAGUGGAACGUGUAUGGCAUUUUCACCAUUGUGUCAAAUGAAGGGGAGUUUGAUGCCACUCUUUUCCCUGGAUGAAGUGUUUGUGUCAGAGUGUAUGAGACAGAACAGCCCCCAAGCACUGAAUGAUACAUUGUGUCAGAGUGAUGCUUACAUAUUCAUUGUUGGGGAUAGGCCUGAUUUACCAGUGUUUUAGGGAUAACUUAAAUGGCCGAUUAUUUAGAAGCAAGGUCACACACCUUAGAUUGGGCUUCUCCUUGUUUAUUUUUUCAUGUUCUUUUCGUUUCAAUUUUUCUUUACUUCAGAUAUAUUGUCAAAGAAAUCCUUGGACAUGGUACAUUCGGCCAAGUUGCCAAGUGCUGGUCUCCUGAGGCAAACAGCUAUGUUGCAGUAAAGAUUAUUAAGAAUCAACCCGCAUAUUAUCGCCAGGCAUUAGUUGAGAUAUCCAUCUUGCGAACGGUAAUCAUAUUUUACAUGUUUUGGAUCAUGCCACGUUUGACAUUCGUCUUAUUUUGUCUUGAUAUAAUUCCUUGUUUCUUUUCAGCUAAAUCAGACAUAUGAUCCUGAUGAUCAGCACCAUAUAGUUCGCAUCCUCGAUUGUUUUGUUCACCAACGCCAUUUAUGCAUUUCGUUUGAAAUGCUUGGCUCUAAUUUGUAAGUGUUCUUUCCUGCUUUUCUCCACAUUUUUCAGUUUUUAUUCUGGUCUACUGUAAGUUUCCUUUUCACAUAGAAGUGACGGAUCUGGAUCAUUUAUAGGUACGAGUUGCUUAAGAUGAACCACCAUAAAGGUUUGGCACUGCAUGUUAUCCGGGAAUUUUCACAUCAGGUGCACCUUGUUUACUUCUUGUGGCAAUUAGCAUAUAUCCUUCUUGUGGCAGCUUUGUUGUCAAUGAUCUCUCACUAUUUCAUUGUUUUUUUCCCUCUUUUCUUUUUGGGUACUCAGAUUUUGCAUGCUUUGGUCAUCAUGAAAGAUGCGGGCAUUAUACAUUGUGAUUUGAAGCCAGAAAACAUACUCCUUUGUGGAAGGUGAGAGGUAUCAGCAUUUUCCUUUGUUUUCGUUCGAGUAUUUGUUGCCUGAGUUGAUGACCAUGCUGUAUAACCCUACUUUUGUGUCAUUGCCUUACACAGCAAGGAGAAGCCUACAGCAAUUAAGGUUAUUGAUUUUGGAUCAGCCUGUAAGGAGGGUCGUACAAUUUACUCAUACAUUCAGGUUCCUCUUCAAAUAUGUUACUCGGUUAAGCCUUCUUCAAAAAUAUUGAUCUUGUCCUUAUUCCUUCUCUGCUUUCUCUGGUGCAGAGUCGUUACUACAGGUCCCCAGAGGUUCUUCUUGGAUACCCGUAUCCUUAUUGUUAGUUGAUGAACCACUCUGUGUGCAGAAAACUGAGAUCUCUUUGGAACUGUAAUCUUUAUUGUGUAUUUCCUUUUUUAAUUUUGAUCCUGAUCAUACUUUGUUAGUCACAUUGUUUAUGUGAUGUGGUGCCUUGUUUUUGUUCUUAACUAGUCAACCAGAUAUAAUACUGCCAUUGAUAUUUGGUCAGUUGGGUGUAUAGUUGCAGAACUAUUUUUAGGGUUACCACUGUUUCCUGGAGCAUCAGAGUUUGAUUUGCUGAAGAGAAUGAUUGACAUACUCGGGUAUAAAUCCUAUAAUUUUUUAUGAAUAUUUAUUUUAUUAACGUUUUCUUAUUUUCUUUGGGUCAAACUCGAUCUAUGUCUGUGAGCCUGGGAUGGGGAUUACACAUUUUUAGCUUAUAAUUUUCUCUUCUCAAGCAUGGCUAUCUUUUCUCCCAUGGCGAAAUAGAGAGAUCAGAGGCAUUAGGACAAAAAAGAUAAAAAGUGCUGCACAGCCCCAUUUUCCUCUCUCUCUCUCUCUCUCUCUCUCUCUCUCUCUCUCUCUCUCUUCCCCAUCCAUCAACACACAAAAGACGUUAUUUGUAUGGGUUUACAGCAAAUAUAAUCAACUAUAGUUGACAUGUUUUACUUUUGAAAGAUAAUCUUUGGAGGUUUUCGUCCCAGCAAAUGGGAUGGUCUAGUAUAUAUAAGGGAAACGAUUAUUUCACAUUAUAAUAAAACUACAUACCUGCUACACAAAAAGCUAGCAGGUUUACUUGAUAGAUUUUGGAAUGUGUUUUUCAGAGUAGGAAUAUUCUUUCCUAACAAACAAUCUAAAAUCUUUUGUGCCGUUAUAGAGCAUUUCCAGAAAUGGUAAUGCGAUGUAAUUAUGAAAGUGGGAGGUAUAGUAAUCAAAAUAAUACAAGCAUUUUUAAUUUCUUGGAAACUAAAGGUCUAAUGUAUUAACCAUACGUUAACUCCCUCAUAAAUUCGUGAGUAGCUCUGAUUCAUUUCUAUGCAAAUUCAAUCUACACGCUCCACUUUUCAAUCAGGUCUGAGGCCUUACAAAAAAUAUUUAUAACAGUUUUUGGAUAACUUUCUUGUGACUAUCAAUUUUUUUUUUCUACUUUAUUCUUGCAAGGCUGUAUAAUUCUCCAAAGUAAUAUAUUUAUUGUAUAAUGCUAUCAUUUUUACCCACUGUUUUUGAAGAUCAAAUGCUUGUCUACAUUCUUAAUAGCAUUUAUCAAUUUAUAUUCGACAUUGGGGACGGCAGUUACGGGAUUUAACUAAUGACAUGUGAUUCUGUCUUAAAUUUGUUUCUCUAGGAAAUAUGCGCGAGAAUCCGAAAGUCUUCUUUACUCUUAUUGAAUUUAAUAUAUUGCGUGUUUGAGUUCCAUUGCAUGUAUUCUUAUGUGGCUUAUUUCGGACUUUAGAUAUUAGUGGAUUCAACCCAUUUCUUUUCUUAUUGUCAUCUCUGGGUUUUGACUCAUCCAGGUUUGUACACUUUCUUAAGGCUUUCACGAUGGGUAAUGUGUUGUUUGUUGUCAUGCAGUGAGCAGCCCCCUGAUGAUGUACUCCGAGAGUCAAAGAGUACAAGCAAGUAUUUUAAGUAUGUUGGAAGCAUUCAUAGUUUGGAUUUUGAUGAGUCACGUAAAGGAUGCCAUAGUGCUUACCGUUUAUUGAGUGAUGAGGAAUAUGAAUCUGUGAGUCAUACCAUCAUUUCUGACAUACUUCAUCAUCUUUUAUUUCGUACUUAUUUCAUUGAUGAAUUUCAUACAGAGAGAGAUGAAGAAACCAGUUAUUGGCAAGAAAUAUUUUGGUAACCUUGUAACGCUUGAAGAAAUUAUCCGUGGCUACCCUUACCGAAGAAACAUUAGUGAAAAAGAAAUGGCUGAAGGUUUGUCUGUUUGAAUAUUUGAGGUUUCAUUUGAAUAUCAGAAGAAUGUCAAAUAUUACUAAUCUCUGUUGAGUUAAUAUGUAGAAAGCGUGAGCCGUUCAGCAUUGAUUGACUUUAUAAAGGGUCUUAUUGAGUUUGACCCUGUGAAAAGGUGGUCUCCAUUGCAGGUUUGUUAGCCGAUGAUGAAUGCCAUCUGCUUCGGAGAUCAUUUUUCUUGUCAAUCUAUUUUGUCAAGAGUUCUCAUGUCUACAGGUUAUUUUGUGCAGGCUUCCAAACAUCCUUUUGUGACAGGGGAGCCUUUUACAUGCCCUUAUAAGCCUUUACAAGAGACGCCUCAUAUUGUGAGUUAAAGAUACCCUUUUGAAAUUUUGUUUAAUUCAAUGGUAAUCUGUCCGUCUUGAGCCCUUUGAUUGUUCGAGGAUACUUAGAGUAGGGAUUUUAGAUUUCAUAUCCAUUUUGCAUGGAAAAUGCUUAUUUGGUAUCUAUGAAUGUUUCUUUGUAUUAAAGUUUAUCAUCGUUGAUUUUGAAGAACCCAUGGUUGUGAAACAAUUUUAUUGGUUCUGGAAAAUUAUUAUUUUUUUAUUUCUUUCUUUUUCAUGGUAGGUUUUCCACUUGUAGUUUUAUAGGUACUGUGUAGUGAUUAUAUAAUGGUAGGUUUCGCGUGGUGUAAUGGGUGUCACAUCAGGCCCUUGACGUUGCGUAUUAUCUUGAUUUCACAGAUUCUUAGUAUUUCAUGGUAACAAAGUUUCAAUUCUUAUGUUUUGUGAUUCAGCCAGUCAUACACACAGCAACAGUGGAACAUGAUCCUGGUAGAGGCCAUUGGCUAGCUGCUGGUCUUUCUCCUCAGGUAUGCACAGUUCCAAGCUUUUGUCAGAGUGUUUAAAUGAUAGAGUCAUCUUUUCUUCUUAGAGGAAGAAAAGUUUAGCAUCUUGGGCAAUAUAAUUUGGUUUUAAACUGUGCUACAUAUGUUUUCCUGCUGGAUUUAUUCUUGUAGGUUUCAAAUUUUAGUCAGGGUACCAGGCAGAGUAGCCCUCAUUUUCAGAUGGCAUAUUCUUCUCGUGGUGGUAGCUAUUGCAGUUUUGGCAGCUACGGCAGUUACAACGACAAUGCUUUCCAAGGGAGCAGUUAUGGGAGCUAUGGAGAUGGCAACAACAGCAUUGCAUAUUGCUCACCAGCUGGGCCAUCUGCAAUGUACAUCCAGACCCAAAUUGGAGGGUCAAUUCUGGGAGCUAGCCCUGAUAUAAGGCAGCGACAUCAAAUUUCUCAUGGGUCUGGAUUUGGUGUGAGUCCUACGGGGAAUUUCUGCUCAAUGUCUUUGGGAGUCAGUCCCUCACAAUUUACUCCUCCAAGUUCUCAAAUUCAGGUAGCACCCAUUUCCCCCGGGAAGUAUGGACCGACGUCCCCAGCAAGAGGUAGUGUUCACGGGUCCCCAUUGGGGAAGGGUUCUGGAAUUGGCAAGUACAAUAGAAAAAGAAAUAACAGGGGUUAUCAUGGCUCAUCGGGUUUGCCAUCGCAUGAGAGUACAUCUCAACAAUGGCAGGGCCAUCAUCCUGAUGGCUUCAACUCCGGUCAUCCUGAGGGAAAUUUUCAAGCACAGGUUGGUUCUCCUCGCCACUCUCUGCCAGCAUCUAACCAGUCAAUAUGGAGGCAGCAAAGAAGUGGGAUGGGGUUUCCAUCAGGAUCCUCUUCGGUUAUUCAUUCGGAUUACCCACCUUUGCAUCCGUCCAGUUCAGGUGUAAUUCCUUCACAUUCAUCAGAAAUUUCGUUUGAUAAGCAGGAAGUCAGCUCAUCAUCUCCAGAUCCAGGGGAUUGGGAUCCUAAUUAUAGGUACUAUUAUGUUUAAAGAAUUUUCUGUUGCAUGUCUAGGUUUUACUCUAAGGCCCGGAUUAUACCAUAUUAUGACUUGGUGAAAACAUUUUCUAACAUCAUUGUUGAGCUGCAUCUACCUAAUCUUUCUUGAAGAAAUAUGCUACAAAAUAAGGCCACUUGGUAGAAAAAAAGGCGCUGUUCUGGAUCUUGUACUUUUACAUGAAAAGAGGUUUCCAGUACGAAAAUCAGAUAUAAUUCAUAACUUUGCAUUUUACUUGUAAACUAUUAUUGAUUGUUGAUUGUUGAUUGUUGAAUGUUCGCUGGAGUAGAAAUGAACUUCUGGUUUCCCAGGAUUGGUUGUCUUUUUGCUCAAUUGUGUUCAAGAGGGAGAGAAACGAGAUAAUCAUCAUCUCCUUUUUCUUCAUUUUUUAAAAAAACCGAAUGCAACAUAGUACCUGGAGGUAUUAAUUUGGUCCUAAAACAAGAGGUAAUCCACAAAAUAUUAGAGAGCAGGAAAAAUAAGACGUUAAGAAAGCACCUGUAAAUUCAAAAAUCGGUAAAUGGAAUUUAAUUAUAGUCAUGCCAUUGCUGCGCACAUGUACCUGUAUGCAAAUCGUUUUAAUGUAUUAAUUUCGUCAUUGAUUGAAUGACUGAGUGUGAUACUGUGAUUCAAUCAUGAAGAUUUAUUUUCUCGUCUUUGGCGAUGCAUGUUUGAUCAAUACAUUAAAUUUUAGGGCAUUCUUCCAAUCUAAGAUAACUUGUUCCCUUCAUUUACUGGCCUUCAAAUGUCGCAAAGAUAUGCUGUUCUUAGGUCCAACGACAUCAUUUUGAGCCUGAAACUUGACCCAUGACACAUGGCUCCUUCUCUGGAUGGAAGCACAUCAGCUAAUGAAAGGAAUAUUUUCUUAUUAGUGUGGACUUAACAUUGGAAACAUUCAUUAUGCAUUCAGUCUUGUUGUUUGGGUAUAUAUAUCCACACACUUUUAUUAGUCUGUUGAUGAUGUAUGCGCAUUCACAAAUGUUCAUGUUAGUGUGAAUUUUGUUUAAUUUCUCCAGUGAUGAGCUUCUUUUGCAAGAAGAUAAUCCCGAUGUGAGAAAUCUGACCUCAGAAAUUGCCAAUGGGAUGCACCUUGGACAUGCGACAGACACUGCUGGUUUACCUGGUGGUGGUGUUAAUUAUAACUGGGGGCAUAGUCACUACCGUCCGAGUUUUAACCUGUUUCCCUCAAAUGAAAGGUAUCUAUUGUUUUCCUUGGUUCUCAAACUUUGAAUUAUUCAUAAUCUGUUGAAACCAUCUAGAAUGUGAGCACUUAGGAUAACUUUGGCCGUUCUAGCCAUGUUUAUUUUUUGCUUGGAGCUAUUCUUCAUUAUUAAUGCAUUGCCUAUAUCAUUUGCUGACGUCUUUUUGUAUAGAGAUGCCAAGGAUAGGUGAUCAGUGAUCGAUUUUGUUUCAUAUAACAGAAUAUGGACAGUGCGACCAGUAUUUCACAUAAUGUGAAGAAAAUGAAUUGGUUGAGAUAGAAACACCAAUAAUCAGAUUGGUCUAGGUACACAAUUACGUGGGUAUGUUGUUGCACCACAGUAAAUGAUGCCCUAAAAACGCCUUACCAGAAAUAUAACAGAGUUGCAUGAACACAAAAUCAGUGAAAAAAAAGCUCAUCACUGGUGUAAACAUGUUAGUGUUUGACACCUGGUUGGAAUCAGCUAGUGUGGUCUCUAACAAAGCCUAACACUUGUUGGAAAGCUGUUCAUCUGUUCUUGAAAUGAUGAUUUGUCUAUCUGAGAACGAAAUGAAUGGGCAAAGUUUUUAAAAUUGAUUUUUCAUAGCAUCGAAUGAUCUGGACCAACUACUGUCUUGGCAAUCCCCCAUUCUUGAGGUGGAUAAGGUGAUGAAAAGGAAAGUGACAAAGACGAGAUGGAGUAACAGAUGAAAGACUGUAGGAUUAUGGACCUGGACACUGAAGCAUUAUUAGUACUGACGGCUAUGCUGCGGCUGAUAUCCUGCCUCCCAUGGAGCCCCUUUCAGCCUUGGGCUGCUGGGCUCGUUUCUGACAUCAACUUCCACCAGCGCAGUUGACGACACAUCUACAUUGGUUUGUGUAAUCUUAUCCAUGCUCCAUGGUGAACAAAACCACAUACAGACCAUCCAGAGAGAAAAAGACCUAGGCGGCAUGGGAGGAGACAUCGGGGCCCAAGUCACUGGGAACUAUGUCUCUCUUGCCUUCAGUUUUUAGAUGGGUGACACUAAUUUAUGAGGAAUGAAGUCUAGAAAUUUCGGCCAUUUUAAUGGAUUCCGGUGGUGUUCGAAAUGCCUAGAUGUUUACUCAUCAAAUUCAGUAAAGCAGAACUUACGGCAGGGUCCGAUUAAAUAUGGCUAUUCUAUAGCGUGUUUUCGAAAAAAUGGCUGCAUCGAUGUGCACUCUUCUCUGGUGUUUUUCUUUUCAGUUCCCUUUUAAUAGAAACCAAGGGCUUGAUCUGCGUUUUACAUUAAAAGAGUUGUAGAAUGCAAAUGAUACCCGAAUUAUGUCAAAAACAUAAUAUACUGAGCCACUUUUGGCAUCAACAGCAUGUAACCCUUCAGAAUCCAAGGGUAUCAUACCUACAUAAUCCAUUUGAUCUUGAAAACCAAAGAUUUCACACGUGUUCUUAUCCUGGGCCUCUUUAUGUUUUAUUUGUCCUUUCUACGUACAUGCUAUGUUUGUCAAGAUGUAUCCACAUUUUGAUUAAGCCGUUUGUGACAACAUUUCACACCCAAAUGGUCCACUUAGUGACUUUUUUGUCUGUGACAAUGGAUUUUGUUUCUGUUCUAGUCGUGGAGCGUUUCAUUUACUAGAACCACGUGCAAGAUUGGUUUUAUCUAACUAACAGCGUUUCAUGGGAUUACUUUGUGUUUUGCGUCUGUUUUUAGCCUGUAAGAGUUUCUUUCUCACCACAUGAUUAUUAUUUUUUUAUUUGUCGCAGAAGAGAUGAAAUGUCUCAGUCAUAUUCGAAUACAGAUGGCCACCCCUCUUUGGUUCAUGAGAUGCACGCUGGUCAUAAUCGAUUAAGCCGUUUUGGGCAACAACCUCUUCAUCGUUUUCAGCACAUGCCGUCAACUUCCCUGCAAAGGAACAGGAGUCACCAGACGAGUCAGCUGAUCAGACCCAAUUUCAAUACGGCAGAUUCUCGCUCUGCUGCGAACCAGGCAUUUGGUGGUAGCACUUCGUGGGGUAAGAUAUCUUUCCAUAAAGGCAGGCUUGAUCGAAAUUCCUAAUAUCAUGCAGACAAAGUGCUAGUUGGCCUUGACUUGCUCAUAUGCUUGCUUUUCAGUUUUUUUUAAGUUCCCUUGCAUGAUUUUUUGGAAUUAGCUGAUGCCAGUUAGUCCCUAGUGAAAUUGUUCCAGAAGAAAAGAAAUCCUGUCACAGCAGUUCUGCUGCAAAGAGAGAAAAAGGAAGAAGUGAGUCUUUUUGGCUCCAAUAGCCUGAAUCAGGGAUGGAGGGGAGACUGAGUGGUUCUUUAUGCAUCCUCUUAAAUAUCUUCUUUUACGUUUUUUUUCCCCCUUCUCUCAAGAUGAGGAUGAGGGAUGCUUGAAAAUAUUUGCAGUUGUACACAACGUUCAUUUUUAUUUCUUGAAGGAUUUUGGCUCUCCAGAUUGACUAAUGUGAUCGACCUGGAUUCUGCCAAUCUGCAUCAGCCAAUAUAAUUCUCAGACCCAUAUUCCUUUAACCUUGCAUAAGUCUACAGUUAAUGGUUUGUUUAUAUUGCUGAAAAUGUGGUUUUCUAUCGGUUAGCCUUAGCCAGGUGCCUGAGACAUUAGAUAAUAUUUCGUGUCUUUAUGUUUCAAGCAAUGAUCAGUUAUUUUAGUGUCACUCUCGAUUGGCAUGGCUCUGAUUGAUCUUGUAUUUCAAUUAGUCAACUCACAGGGAAAUCCGUGAAUAUGAUGCAUGAGUGAUUUGAUGUCAUGCUAAUUAUCUUAAAACCAAAUGUACUGCAGGAAGCUGACUCAGAGGGGGGAGCCCCACUUUUGUGUUCCAUGUUAUGACCUUGGACGUGGAAAUUGUCAGGGGAUUGUGAACAUCCUCCUGUGAAAAAUUAUUCAUGAUGGAUGAUGACGCUGCUUAAUUUCAUAUGCGAGAGGGGGAUUUCAUAACCAAGAUGUGUGGAGGACUAUGCAUCAUGAAAAUUGAGGUACUUUGCUUGUCGAAACUUAUUGGAGCAAGAAUGCGUAUAUUUUUUUCCUCUACAUAAUAGAAGAAUGGUUCGCCCUGAGCAACAUUCACUUGAGAUUCUGGAAAUUAAAGCAUAGAAACUAUAGCCUAUUCGCAUGUCGGAAUGAAUAUCCAAUGAAUACGGAUUAUUCCUUGUGCACUCUACUCUGUACUACAUUCAUAGCUCUGGGGCCUAAGGAUUUUGCGUAAAAUCUGCCACUUAUGCCAGUUUGAACUAUUGAUUAUUGAGAUGGCUUAUUUUUUGUUUUAGCCGCCAGGCCCGUUUGAAUCAUCUUCUGGUAGAGGAAAAGGAUGAUUAGGGCUUUCCUCUAUUACCUGGUCUGCUAUGUGGAAUCUCAAACGGAUAACAAUCCCAAGUAUCCUCCUUGUUCUUGUUGUUAUUGUUCUUGGUUGAAAGAGGAUUGAGGCAAAUUUGGAGAUUUGAGACAACAUUUUUGGGGCGAAUUUGUUCCCAUCUGGCAAAUGUGAGCUCAGUAAUCCAUUCAUAUGAUCAUCUCAGAUUCCCGGUAGAAGCAUGGGAAGGCACCAUUUCAGAUCAGUUGACUGUCAUUUUAGGCAAUCCUUUUUCAGUUCACGCUUUACAUAUGCCGAGACAUCAUGUCUGUCAUCUUAUCUAUCGAAUGCUGCAUGCCCAUCUGACAUAGAGCAGGCUGACGAAAUUGUGAUGCAGGGCCAAGGGUUGGACACACACUUGGCGGCGUCCUACCGUCGUCCCACGUUGCCGAGGACUAUGGAGGAAGCAUUGCCUGA
Spirodela intermedia is the source of this 10622-nucleotide messenger RNA. The record is from the annotation of a GenBank genome assembly. Lineage: Eukaryota; Viridiplantae; Streptophyta; Magnoliopsida; Alismatales; Araceae.